AUGCGGUUUUCUUCGGAUAAAGAAACCUCCGGCCUCGCCAACAAUGACCAGGAUGGACCGCAAAUUCUUUCAGAGAUGGAGGAGGGGAGCGCCCUCGACGAGUUGACACCGCCACAGUCAGAUCCUGCUAAGCUAGCGGGACCCCCGAACGGUGGCGUGAAGGCGUGGCUGCAGGUUCUAGGGUCGUUUUUCAUUUAUUUCAACACAUGGGGUCUAGUAGCGAGCUUCGGAACAUUUCAGGCCUAUUACGAAGACGACCUGCUAAAGGAUUACACCCCCUUCGCCAUAUCCACUAUUGGCUCACUGCAGAGCUUUUUAAUGGUGUUUUUGGGUUUCAUCGCAGGCCCCAUCUUCGACUUGGGCUACGCACGCCAUCUCCUCUGGGUGGGGUCCCUGUUAAUUGUCCUCGGAACAAUCACCCAGAGUCUCAGCCACAACCUCUGGCAACUCCUCCUGUCCCAGGGCCUCUGCGUUGGUGUAGGAAUGGGCAGUCUGGCCGUCUUGGGUGUUGCUGUGCUAUCACCCUGGUUCACCACCAAGUUGCCGAUAGCUACAGGCAUUGCCGCGGCAGGCAGUGGUGUUGGCGGACUGGUUCUGCCCAUCAUGUUCCGCUCGCUGCAGCCCGACAUUGGCUUCCGCUGGGCUGUGCGCACCAUGGCGCUGGUUGCGUUGACGACGCUGUGCAUCUCCAUCGUGACCAUGCACACCCCAAAAGCCUCACCGCGGCGCCGCGCUUGGAUCGACCGGUCCGCGUUCCGAGAUGUCCCUUAUCUCCUCUUCGUGUGCGCCUGCUGUUUCGUGUUUUUAGGCAUGUACACCCCUUUUGUCUACGUCCAGAAGUACUCUCUGGCCACCAACACCGCGACGCCGCGAGUCGCUACCUAUCUGCUCUCCAUUCUGAACGGUGCGUCCAUCCUCGGCAGGACCAUUCCUAAUCUGUUCGCGUCGCGCCUCGGAGUGAUGAACAUGCUGGUGGUGGCAGUGCUAAUCCUGUCGGUCUCGGCCUUCUGCUUGAUGACCGUCAGCAGCGCGCCCGGCUUGAUCGUGGUUGUCUCAUUUUACGGAUUCAGCAGCGGAAGCUUCUUCUCGCUGCAGCCCACCACUUACACGCAGAUUACGGCGGACCGGAACUACAUUGGAACUAGGCUCGGCAUGGCCUACUCUGUCAUGUCCAUUGCUCUCCUGCUCGGUUCUCCGGUAGGAGGUGCAUUGGUGCGACAAUUUGGAUACCACAGCGCCUGGAUAUGGGCCGGAGUAUGCCUCGCAGUGGGGAGCAUUUUGAUUGCAUGUUCAAGAGGAAUGGCAACUGGUUGGAGGUUAAGCCAGAGGUUAUAA
Messenger RNA from Colletotrichum truncatum, 1335 nucleotides. RefSeq names its product monocarboxylate. Gene Ontology annotation, cellular component: membrane. NCBI's taxonomy places the organism in Eukaryota, Fungi, Ascomycota, Sordariomycetes, Glomerellales, Glomerellaceae. The record is from RefSeq and is a predicted model, not a curated record. Gene Ontology annotation, biological process: transmembrane transport. Gene Ontology annotation, molecular function: transmembrane transporter activity.